AUAGGUAAGACAUGCCCACCUCCAGAAGCUCCGGAAAAUGCUGAAGCAAUUGGCAAUAACACGGUUGGUUCCGUCGUCAAAUUCUUGUGUAAAGAGGGCUUCUAUCGACUUGGAAAUCUUCAUGGACUCAGAUGUCAGUCAAAUGGACAAUGGACUAAACACAAUGUGUCUUGUGUUGGUCAGUACAGAUUAGAUGUCAAGUAAUUUCAUCAUGGUUAUGAUUCUCCAUAUAUAGUCGAACCUGUAACAAGCACUCACCCACCGGGAAUGCGGGAAUGGCGGGGUGACUGCCUAGUACAGUUUCCACAGUUUAAGGUACUAGAAAAACGAUAAACAACGCCACUUGGGAGGGAAAAUGUAUCAAAAAGUACUUUAAAGAUUAUUCUUAGUUUCAAUUCAAUACAGGCAGAGGACCAUAAAGACAGGCCGUCGGGAUAAAAUAAAGGACCGACCACUUAAUAGAGGUGAACAUUACAGUGAUUAAGGGGAAGAAAUUCGGGACUUUGACAACUGACUGCUUAAUACAGGUUCGACUGUAACAAUUUAUGAAACACGUCUAUUUCUUGGAACUGAUUGUUUUGUUCUCAACAUUUCUGUUUUAAAAUUAUUGUUCCAUAUUUUAAUUUGCUGUUGUUACAUUAUUUACCUUAAUUAAAUGAUAUACAGUCGUGACUCAUGUUCUAUUAUUUCAAUAAUGUUGACGAUGAUUUUCAUUUUCUAAUUCUAUUUAUUUUAACUUGAUUUAGUUAUCGGAUCCUAUCUCUUUUCAGCUGUAAGUUGUGGAGACCCUGGAUCUCCCUUGAAUGGAAAACGCAAUGGCUGGUUAUUUCAGUACAAUAACAAUGUCACUUUCGACUGCCAUCGCGGUUUUAAACUGGUAGGCCCCAAUGCAAGAACAUGUCGUGCGAACCAAACCUGGAGUGGCACGCAGCCAAUUUGCAAACGUAAGAUUACAUUAUGCAGCAAGAUGUACUCUUGUAUUUUAAAAAUGUAGUAUACGAUUAAAACGAAUCAUCAUGACCCCGUGUCAAUGAAGUCUCCUGUGUAACGAACAGAAUUCACGAUUUCACCCACGAUAGUAAUAUGGAUGUAAGUAAGAGAGAAUAACGUACCAUCUUUCCUCUUGAUGUAACAGAAUCCAACUAAUAUAAACAAACCCUCAUUCCGCUGACGUAGUUUCCCGUUAUUUAGUUAUUUAAAAAGUCCAAAAGAGUACAACAGUGUCGGCAUAUUCUCAGAAAGCACGUUACAAUAAACCAAUCAGAAUCCCAGUUAUAAUGGUUCAAAUAAUCUGAUUGGCUGUAUAAGACUAAAGCUGUCAAAAACGUCAAACCAUGAAAUUUCACAUUCUGCAAUAGUUUACAAACUUAAGUAGUUCGGCAGGUCGAAGUUUUUUAGGGAGUGUCAGUGUAACCGAUUGAUCACGGGUUGCUGGACUGGUUGUCGCGAGUUCAAGCAUCACACCUUGCUACUCACUAGAUUGUUCUCAUUUGCCUUAAGUGCAACUACCUGGCUGCACCUUCCAGAGAACCAACUGGUCCACCUCCUGCUAGUUGGUAUUUUUUUAACAUUAGGAUUAUUUACAAUUUUUUCUUUUUUUUUUAUUUUCUUGAGAAGAGAAGACCCAUUAGGUAACUAUCAAUUGAGGCCAUUGUUUUUAUUACUAAUAUUAUUACUAUAAUUAUUUUUAUUACUGUUAUUAUCAUUUCCUGUUUAGUGGUAACGUGUGCUGAUCCCGGUACACCUCAACACGGUUCAACAAAUUCAACCGGCCCUCCAUUCUCUUAUCUGUCAAUGAUCUUCUAUAAAUGUAACGAUGGAUACAUUUUGUAUGGAUCUGACAGGCGCUCUUGUGUUGGUGAAGGGGAGUGGACUGGGAUGCAACCGUUUUGUGUUGGUAAAUAAGUAAACAUCUCUGUACCUUUGAUUAACGAUAUCAUGGUAGUACAUCUUUUAUUUCGCUUUAUCAUGUUUCAUGAUGAUCAGCUUCUUUCCCUUCAAUCAUUGCACUGUUUUAGUGCUUCUUUCGGUUUCUCUUCCUUACUAUUAACUUACACUUUCAUUUUAUCAUUUUUACACUUAUAAGUCCAUUGUCAAUCAAUCUUCUUUUCAUUUUUUCUUACUUUGUUUUUUUAAAGCCGCCUCCAGGGGUUUCAAAAUAUUUUGUGAAAAGUUUAUUAAGGGCCAUUAGCUCGCCGGCUUGUUUUGAAACCCUGCGCUUCUAGUUUUACCUCAGCUUCACCUUCUUAAAGUUCAUUUACCUUAUAAGCACGUUUUCCAGAGGGACAGGCGAAUUUUAAUGCUCGAGUGUUAUUUUCUCAGAUUUACAUCUAUCUAUUUAUCUAUUUGUUUAUUUUAUAGAAUGUGCAGGUGUUAACACCCCGGUCUUUGUCAGGAAUGGCCGACAUUUCAUCCAUGGAAUAAUUCAGCAGAAAAGCAAAAAUAUCGUGACAGUUCUGAUUGACUCAUCCAAAGAACAUAGAGAUGUUGCGAUAUUUGGACCUGGAACACAACAUUACAUUAUAGUAGAGGACAAACUCCCAUCUCCGGAGAACAUCUUCUUGGGAACGCGUGUGAUUGCAAUGCAAAGAGGAACGUACAUCUUUGCAAAGGUUGACGCGAUCAAUGGUGACAAGUAUUCGGUAACAUUUGAGGACAAACAGCGGACUAAGCAGACUGUGGCAUUGGAGCAUAUCCGUAACUUGUUUCCUCCGAUAUUCUGUGGUAAGUCAGUCAUGGUACCUUUAUGUAAGCUAAGAAGCCUAUUCAAGGGUUGAGGGAAUUUUUAUUAGCCACCUUCAACAAAAUCAUGCGGUCAAUCUGCCCAGCUCAACGUCCUCCUCUUUCUUAUAUAAGUAGCCAAUACUUUCUUGUAAAAACCUGACGGUCGACGAAAUUUUUCCUUUAAAAGUCUUACAAAGUGACAUCCAAAUGAGGACAUGCUCUUUCUGUUUUGUCCAAGAACUAGACCGCAUCUUACGAAGAAACAUUCCUAUGGCUUUUAACUGUACAUGUCCCAUUAACCAGCGUCUUAAUUUAUUGGCCUGAGCCAAAAUUGAAGCUCUUAAAAACUUUGGACUAAGCUCAACUAACAGCUGCUUUUCGAGAAAUGUGCUCGCGCUCCUUGGAAUAUAACUUAGCCACUAAGUUAUAUCCCAAAGAGCGCGAUCUUAACGCUCCAAGGAGUGGAACUUAACUCUUGGCAGCACGAUUAUCAAAGACUACGUAUAAAUCUUAUAUUUAUUACUUGUCGGAAACAGAAUAAUAGCAUAGAUAUCAAAUAGCGAUUGUGAAAUGUUUGUCUGGAAAUUUUGUUAUUCUUAUGUCUGGAAGAUUCGUAUCUAGCCAAUCAGCGUUCUUUUUUAACUAAGGUGUCCCGCAAAGAUAAGGAACAAUUGUCUGUGAUUUAUUUAGCUUUCAGUCGAAGUAAUCUUUUAUACCAGUCGAGUCGAGGAGUUGUGACAGUUGUGAAACCUAGUGAGAAUAGAAGAGGAGAAGAAUAAAAAUCUAGUGAAGACGAGACAGUGUGGGCUAUCCUUAAAAAUAAAUUCCCCACAUACUCUUGACAAAAGAUGAAAAUUUCCACUUAAUCUAGGCUAGUUUUCUGGAAUCACCCUUUGAUUUAUACCAUUACAGCAACAUGUUCAGACCCUGGAAAACCAAACAAAGGCUUUAGAACGGACAAUUUGGAGGAGUUUAUUGCAAGGACCGAAGUGGAAUUUGGUUGUAAAAUAAAUACCAGUCUGAUCGGAUCAAGUAAAAGAACUUGUCAACCAAAUGGAAGAUGA
Molecule: messenger RNA, 3788 nt
Organism: Pocillopora meandrina
Lineage: Eukaryota; Metazoa; Cnidaria; Anthozoa; Scleractinia; Pocilloporidae
Source: the annotation of a GenBank genome assembly